Messenger RNA from Jaculus jaculus (lesser Egyptian jerboa), 2387 nucleotides. Its product is annotated as keratin, type II cytoskeletal 1. NCBI's taxonomy places the organism in Eukaryota, Metazoa, Chordata, Mammalia, Rodentia, Dipodidae. Gene Ontology annotation, molecular function: structural constituent of skin epidermis. The coding region runs from base 1 to 1878 and encodes 625 amino acids. Gene Ontology annotation, biological process: intermediate filament organization; keratinization. The record is from RefSeq and is a predicted model, not a curated record. The transcript has 9 exons. Gene Ontology annotation, cellular component: keratin filament.
AUGAGUCGACAGUGUAGCUCUAGGUCCGUGUGCCACAGCGGCAGGGCCUUCAGCUCGGGCUCUGCAGGCCUCAUCAACUUCAACCGCAGAUCCACCAGCUGCUCCAUGCGUCGCAGUGGAGGCGGCGGCGGCGGCGGUGGCGGCGGCGGUGGUGGGAGAUUUUCAGGAGGGUUCUGCGGCAGUCGGAGUGGUGGCAGUGGCGGCUUUGGAAGCCAGAGUCUUGUCAACCUUGGAGGUGGCAAGAGUAUCUCCAUGAGUGUGGCAGGAGGAUUUGGACGCGGUGGUUUUGGCGGCGGCGGCUUCGGUGGCGGCUACGGUGGCGGCUUCGGUAGUAGCGGUUUCGGCGGCGGUAGUGGCGGUGGCUUCGGCAGCGGUGGUUUUGGGGGAGGUGGUUUUGGAGGUGGCGGAUUUGGAGGUGGUAGAUUUGGUGGUGGUUUUGGGCCUGUCCGCCCCCCUGGUGGCAUCCAGGAAGUCACUGUCAACCAGAGCCUUCUGCAACCCCUCAAUGUGGAGGUCGACCCCGAGAUUCAAAAAGUAAAGUCUAAAGAAAGGGAGCAGAUCAAAACACUCAACAACCAGUUUGCCUCCUUCAUCGACAAGGUGCGCUUCCUAGAGCAGCAGAAUCAGGUGCUGCAGACCAAAUGGGAGCUGCUGCAGCAGGUGGACACCUCCACGCGGACCCACAGUCUGGAGCCCUACUUCGAGUCAUUUAUCAGCAACCUCAGAUCGAGAGUGGACCAGCUGAAGGGUGACCAGUCACGGAUGGAUUCAGAACUGAAGAACAUGCAAGACCUGGUAGAGGAUUACCGGAACAAGUAUGAGGAUGAGAUCAACAAGAGAACGAAUGCAGAGAAUGAAUUUGUGACCAUCAAGAAGGAUGUAGAUUCUGCUUAUAUGACCAAGGUAGACCUUCAAGCCAAAGUGGACAACCUUCAGCAGGAAAUUGAUUUCCUCACCGCACUCUACCAGGCGGAGUUGUCUCAGAUGCAGACUCACAUCAGUGAAACCAAUGUCGUCCUGUCCAUGGACAACAACCGCAGCCUGGACCUGAACGGCAUCAUCGCGGAGGUCAAGGCGCAGUAUGAUGACAUCGCCCGGAGGAGCAAGGAUGAGGCCGAGAGCUUCUAUCAGACCAAGUAUGAAGAGCUGCAGGUCACUGCUGGCAGACAUGGUGACAGUGUGAAAACCUCAAAGAUGGAGAUUUCUGAGCUGAACCGGGUGAUCCAGAGGCUUCGAUCCGAAAUCGACAGUGUCAAGAAGCAGAUCUCCAACCUGCAGCAGUCCAUCAGCGAUGCUGAGCAGCGUGGUGAUAAUGCCCUUAAAGAUGCCCAGGGCAAGUUGAACGAUCUGGAGGAUGCCAUGACACAGGCCAAGGAGGAGCUGACUCGGCUGCUGAGGGACUACCAGGACCUGAUGAACACCAAACUGGCCCUGGACAUGGAGAUUGCCACCUACAGGACCCUGCUGGAAGGAGAGGAGAUCAGGAUGUCUGGAGAGUGCACGCCCAACGUGAGCGUGUCUGUGAGCACCAGCCACACCAGCAUGAGCGGAAGCAGUAGCCGAGGCGGUGGAGGUUACAGCGGCGGCGGCAGCUACGGCUCCGGUGGCGGCGGCGGCGGCGGCGGCAGCUACGGUUCCGGCGGCGGCGGCGGCGGUGGCUAUGGCUCCGGAGGCAGCAGCGGGGGCCACCGAGGAGGCUCCGGCGGGGGCGGCGGGAGCAUGUCGGGCGGCCGCAGCUCUGGCGGCGGCGGGAGCUCGGGAGGCAGCUAUGGGGGUUCCUCGGGAGGCCGGGGAUCCAGCUCCGGGGGCGUGAAGUCCUCGGGUGGCAGUUCCAGCGUGAAGUUUGUGUCCACCAGCUAUUCCCGGGGGACCAGAUAAAGGGGCGCUCGCCAUCCCACCAGCUCUUCCUUCUCCAUCAACCUCCACCACACACACACACACACACACUAGGCAUGACACAAGUCAGCUGGUCCUGCCUUAUUGGAGAAAAAGAGCUAUGGUGAUUCGCAACGUUUCAGCCUAUUUCCUCCCCCUCCCGCCCCCCGCUUUUAUCUUUUCUGCUCUGCUUGCGAAGAAGACCUCAGAUCCGUAGUGAUCGCUUUGCGCUUUGCCUGAGAAACAGUUCCAGCAGUGGGACCCAGCCUGUGGCAUCUCAAAGAGCCCUGUAACCCAGCCAGCGGGGCCCCGGGCCCAGGGCUGCUUUGCCGGGCACCGAGCGCCCCAGGGCUCUGCCCAGCUCCCCAACUACCAGGUCUUCGCAGCAGCUCUGUGCUCUUUUUGGUUUUUGUACAUAAGGUGUGUGCCAGUUGUUUGUCUUUUGUGGGAGCGCUCUGAAAACUCCCCGUUUCCUUGUUUUGCUGCAAUAAACUGCAUUUGAAAUUCUCAAA